UGGUGGCGCCGGGGGCGGCGGCGGCGGUGUGACGGCUGGGGCUGUGGUGGAGUGUGGUGCGGGUCGGGGAGCGCUGUGGGCCUGCUCCGCCGUCGCGGACCACCAUGGCCACUUCUCCCGGCGCCGGCGGCUGCUUGGGGGUUUCCUCGCCAAACUUCCCGGGCUUUGGCUUUGACUCCGGACUGGAGAUCAAAACUCGCUCGGUGGAGCAGACCCUCCUUCCGCUGGUGUCGCAGAUAACUACACUUAUUAAUCAUAAAGAUAAAACAAAACGGUCAGAUAAGACUUUGCAAGCAAUUCAACGAGUGGGACAAGCAGUCAACUUGGCAGUUGGAAGAUUUGUUACAGUAGGGGAAGCUAUAGCCAGUGAAAAUUGGGAUUUGAAAGAGGAAAUAAAUAUUGCUUGCUUGGAAGCAAAACAAGCAGGAGAAACAAUUGCAGAACUUACAGAUGUAACCAGCUUGAAUAAUGCAGAAUCUGAUGGGCAAAUAACAAUUUUUACAGACAAAACAGGAGUCAUAAAAGCUGCAAGGUUACUUCUUUCUUCUGUGACAAAAGUGCUAUUACUGGCAGAUCGAAUAGUUAUUAAACAAAUAAUAACUUCAAGAAACAAGGUCCUUGCAACUAUGGAACAACUGGAGAGUGUGAGGAGUUUUCAGGAGUUUGUGCAAAUAUUCAGUCAGUUUGGAAAUGAAAUGGUAGAGUUUGCACACCUAACUGGAGACAGACAAAAUGAUUUGAAAGAUGAAAAGAAAAAGGCAGAAAUGGCAGCAGCUCGGGCAGUUCUUGAGAAGUGUACUAUGAUGCUUCUCACAGCUUCAAAAACAUGUCUUAGGCAUCCUAAUUGUGAAUCAGCUCGUAAAAACAAAGGGGGAGUAUUUCACCGAAUGAAACUGGCUUUGGAACAAGUAAUUGAAAUUGUAACAGACUGUAGACCAAAUGGAGAGAAUGAAGUAUCAUCUAUCAGUGUAUAUGCUGGCAUAAAAGAACUUAAGAUGACCAUUGAAGCUCUUCGAGAGAAUCUUUAUUUUCAGUCUAAGGAAAAUCUUUCAACAAUGUUGAAACUUAUUUUGGAACAUACAGAGGAUUUUACUGAUUCUGCCUACACCAGCCAUGAGCACAGAGAACGUAUCUUGGAGCUAUCAAACCAAAUUAAAAUUGAAUUGCAGCACCUGAUUUCAGUAUGGAUGCAAGCACAAAGAAAGAAGACAAAGAACAUCAUGGAAGAUCUCGAACUAGCUAUAUUAAAAAUAAGCCAGAGUAUGCAUGAAUUUAAAAGAGAGCUUCACAGUGCAGCAACAUUGCUUGCAACAGAUCUUCUAAAGCACCAUGCGGAUCACAUGAUUUUGAAAGCAUUAAAAAUUACUGGAGUGGAAGGAAACUUAGAAGGUUUGGCAGAAUACACCUGUAAGCUAUCUGAACAGAAAGAACAGCUUAUUGAGACUUGUCGAUUGUUGAGACAUAUAUCGGGGACAGAACCCCUUGAAAUUACUUGUAUGCAUGCAGAGGAGACAUUUCAGGUUACUGGUCAACAGAUAAUUUCAGCUGCUGAAACUUUGACGUUACAUCCAUCCAGCAAGAUUGCUAAAGAAAAUCUGGAUGUGUUUUGUGAAGCUUGGGAGUCUCAGAUUAGUGACAUGUCAACAUUACUAAGAGAAAUAAAUGAUGUAUUUGAAGGAAAACGGGGAGAGAAGCGUGCCUACCUUUCACUUCCAAAGCCAGUGAAGAAUAAUGCAAACCUGAAGCCAUUUAAGCCAACCAAACUUGAUUCUGAGGAACAAGCAAAGAUAGCAAAACUUGGACUUAAGCUUCGUUUACUUACAUCAGAUGUAGACUGUGAAAUAGAAAAAUGGAAGAACCAGGAGAAUGAAAUUGUUCGACAUGGGCAGAACAUGUCCAGUAUGGCCUAUUCCAUAUACUUAUUUACUAGGGGGGAAGGGCUGUUGAAGAGUGCUCAGGAUUUAAUUUAUCAAGUAGAGGUUUUUGCUACAGAAGGUUUAAAACUUGCUUCAGUUCUCCAAGGUUUCUCAAAACAGCUGAAAGAUGAUGACAAGCUUUUACUUCUACUGGAAAUAAACAAGCUGAUGCCUCUGUGCCAGCAGCUCCAACUCACAGCUAAGACCCCCAUUCAGAAUAAAAUAUAUACAAAGGUUGACAAAUGUAUUCUAAAAACAAGAUUUGUCCUGGCUACAUUGGCCCAACUUCUCCCAGUUUGCUAUAAACUGAUGCAUAAGUGCAAAUCAGAAAAUGAUUGUAUAAAUUCUCUUCAACCCUGGAUGGAAAGCAGAUGGCAAACAGUUACAACUAAAGACAGCAUGGAUGAAAAAACCGUAGAAGCUUUUGCGGUCAGAUCUCUAGAACAUAACAUAGCAAACCUGACAUUUUUAGAAAGCAAAUAAUUGUCA
Phascolarctos cinereus (koala) is the source of this 2405-nucleotide messenger RNA. It is a transcript of the gene CTNNAL1, whose product is annotated as catenin alpha like 1. Gene Ontology annotation, molecular function: cadherin binding; actin filament binding. Gene Ontology annotation, biological process: Rho protein signal transduction; cell adhesion. The record is from RefSeq and is a predicted model, not a curated record. Lineage: Eukaryota; Metazoa; Chordata; Mammalia; Diprotodontia; Phascolarctidae.